AUGAAGCUGAGUGUCAAGCUGUCAAAACAAACCAUCCCAAAUCACCAACAGCAAUCACAACCUCGUAACAACUUUCAAACUACCGCCAAGGUGCCCGUGUCCUGGACUCCAGAGAACGAGCGCAAGCUCCAAAUUGUCCACGCCGUCAACAACAAAGAUAUUGACGCGACUGAAAUCGCCACCCAUUUCCAUGGCGCUCCACCCCGAGCCAUCACGCCACAUCUUGGAAUCCUCCGCGAAGACGGCAAAGCCCUCCCUCCCCCCCCGGGCGCCCCUAUCGUCGCAGGCACCGCAAACGCGGCGCUGCUGAGUUUGCACACGAGGGGGGUGGAGCGACGGGUGUGGAAUUAUGGAAGAAGAAGUGGGUGA
Molecule: messenger RNA, 369 nt
Organism: Letharia columbiana
Lineage: Eukaryota; Fungi; Ascomycota; Lecanoromycetes; Lecanorales; Parmeliaceae
Exons: 6
Coding region: 1-369 (122 amino acids)
Source: RefSeq, a predicted model, not a curated record